Molecule: messenger RNA, 2881 nt
Organism: Brassica napus (rape)
Lineage: Eukaryota; Viridiplantae; Streptophyta; Magnoliopsida; Brassicales; Brassicaceae
Exons: 4
Coding region: 516-2648 (710 amino acids)
Source: RefSeq, a predicted model, not a curated record
UGAAUGAUUUAGGGUUUUGAGAUCAGACAGCUAUAAGAAUCAAUGAUUUAUUUUGUAGAUAUUUCAUUGAAUGGGUUUGUUAGCGUUGGUGGUUAUUGAACGUUUAUUGUGUAUGUAUAUAUUCAGGGGAUCAAGAUAUUGAGAGGCUAUAGAUAAUGGCAGGCCAAGGUCGAGGGAGAAAAAAAUCUCAGCAGAAAAAGUCCACAAAAAGAAACAGUGCUCCUGUAGAAGAGCAGCAUGUAUAAGAACUUUCAACAGAGAAUGAUAGUGAUGAUCUGUCAGCACACGGAAUUGAGUCUGAUAAUCAGGGAACCGAUAAUCAGUCUGCAUCAUCUCAGGAGUGCCAACCACUGCCACCUGAUGAGCUAUGUUUCAAGAACACCGAGUUCACCCAGACGUGUAAGAUACAGAGCAAGUGUUAUGUGACCGAGACGGUGAAGUUUCUGAAGAAGGCUAGGUUUAAGCCUGAGCUCGAGUGGUUUGAAAACCACCCUCAGUUUUGCCAUUUUUUCCACAUGCCCGAUGAACCAAACUUGAAGCUGCAGGGUAUGUGGAUGCUUCUACUGCGCACUGUUCCUUUACAUGAGUCAGAGGACACAUCUUGGUUUGCUGUUAAUGGAGUGCCCAUUCGGUAUUCAAUGAGAGAGCAUGCUCUCAUCUCGGGAUUGGACUGCCAUGACUACCCGGCUAAGUAUAAGAAGAUUGGAAGCUUUGCGUUUGUAGACAGGCAUUUCAAAUCACAUAAGGAGAUCACUAUGCUAUCUGUGAGAGAGAAGUUGUUGAGUAUGAGUGCGUGUGGGGAUCGACUCAAAAUGGCAGUGCUUUACUUCUUAGGCACGAUUAUCAGAGCGAGGGGAAGGUAUAAUGCCCCGUUCGACCCUUUCGUAUUAAGAAUCGUCAACGAUGUGGAGGUUUGUAAAACCUUUCCUUGGGGUCGGUUGACGUUUGAAGAUGCUCUCCGGUCCAUCACUCACGUGAUGAAGCAUCUGAAAGGGAAACCUAAGAAUAAUGUCAACUUUCCCGGGUUCAUAAUUCCUUUGGAGAUCCUGGCAUUUGAGUGUAUUCCAGCUCUGAAAGCACGAUUUAGAGAAGGUGUAGAAGGCUGUAUGAGUAAGUGUCCGAGGAUGUGUAAAAAGCGGUUCCAAAGUAACAGCAUGAAGGGUUAUCCUCUUGAGGAUUUGUACGACACACUAGGAGAAAUUAAGGUUAUUGAAAGUGUUCUUGUUCCUACUGUUGAUGAGGAACCUCUCAUGGCACGCUUAAUGGAUGGGGAGCCAGACUAUGAAAAUGAAGAAGGCGUGAGUAAUUUGUGGAGCACGUGGUUGACUGUUAAGGAGAAGCCUAUCUUUUGGCAAGAACUCUAUGAGUUAGAUGUGGCUGCAAGGGAGUUUCCUCAGAAGAAAGACAAAAGGAAAGUGCAUGAAGAAGCAUCCUCCUCUAAUACAAGUUUGGAGGACGUUUUGAAAGGGUUUGAAGAGAGGUUGAUGACAAGUUUGAGUGAAGUGAAUGGGAAGGUGGAAAAAAUGAACAAGAGACUUGGGAAGAUUGAACGUUGCCAAGUUGUUUUAAAAAAGAGGUGUAAAAGGAUGAAGGCAAUGGAGAAGAAGCUUGAGAAGAUUGAAGAUUGCCAAUAUUAUUUAAAAAAGAAGGCCAAGAAGGUGGAGAAAGAAAUGAAGGAAAUGAAAGAGAAGGAGGAGGAUAAGGAGAACAAUGACGGUUUCGACUAUCAAGGCAUGGAUUAUGACUGGGGUGGACAGCGGAAUGACAGCAAUGGAGCGGACGCAACAACCAAAGAACCUGUAGAUGAAGAUAUGGUUGAAAAUACAGAGGUGGUAGAAGAGAAAGAGAGUGAAGAAGACGCUCAGAAGGACGAUAGAGGUUCUGAGGAAGAGACAGAACCUGAACCUGAAGCAGAAGCAGAAGCUGAAGAAGACAAAGAAAAAGAGGAUGAGGAAGAGAGUGAAGAAGAGGCUCAGAAGGAACCUGAUGAGGUUCAAGAUGAGGUUGAGAUGAAUGAAGCCAAUGAGAUUGAAGAAGAGGUUGAAACAGAGGCUCGGGUUGAAGUUGAAACCGAGAAAACUGCUACACCACCACGUGGUAGGACUAAGGCAGCAGCCGCGAGGAGACAAAUCCUAACAACACCAGAGAAGUUGUUCGGAAAGGCUGAAAAAAUGGUGGAGGAAGAGAUGAAAGAACCUGAGGAAGAGGGUGAAAAAAUGGUGGAGGAAGAGGUGGAAGAACCUGAGGAAGAGGGUGAAAAAAUGGUGGAGGAAGAAGUGGUAGAGCCUGAGGAAGAGGCUGGAAAAAUGGUGGAGGAAGAGGUGGAAGAACCUGAGGAAGAGGCUGGAAAAAUGGUUGUCUACGAAGGCAGUACUUGUGAAACGAAGGAAGCUGACAAGGGAGCAGCCAAGCCUUCUGGAACUGGGGUCAAGCAUAGGCCAAAACAAAUGGCAUUGAGGAAGCACGCUACUAAGCAGGCUCCUAAGCCGAGGGGUAGACCGAGAAAGGAUACUGAACCAAAGAAGUUCACAACGCCAGAACAGACAAAAAGGAUACGUUCACGUUCACAGUGGGUUUCCACUCCUUUCACUGAAGCUAACACUGAUGAGAUUGAAGGGCGCAAGAAGAAGCCUAGAACAAAGGCGUAGAAGACAAGAAGCUUAAAAUAUUUUGGGUGUUAAGUAUUUAUCUCGGAUUUGUUGUGAACUUAUGUAAGAAGUUAUGUUUUGUUGCUUGCUGGUCUGUAAAACUUGAAUGAUAUCUCUUAUGUAGGAUGCUCUGUGUUGUGUGAUUGUCUUGCAGCAGGUUUGGCCCAAUUGAGGACAAAACGAUCUAAGUCUUAAGAAAACACAUUUGUACUACUAGGUUUAUUAUGUAUUAC